UACCAGGCUAUUAGCGAGGAUGAAAAGUGUGCUGAAGCCAUUGCCCUAUCCACGGAGUUUGAGAGCCCAGGAGGUCAAGAAUUAUGUGAUGAAAUCGGCAAGUAUUUCACCCGCGAGAAUCCGGACACUAUCCCUCUUCUGGAUGGCGACACGCGCGGUGAAAGCCUAAUUCGCGACAAACUGAAGAAGCAGCCGAAGACCGUUUCUCGAAG
Amoebophrya sp. A25 is the source of this 212-nucleotide messenger RNA. The record is from the annotation of a GenBank genome assembly. Lineage: Eukaryota; Dinophyceae; Syndiniales; Amoebophryaceae.